GGUUGACACCCCUGGACUAGAGACUAUUACUGUAGGAGAGCAUGGAACCCGUAGAUGAGACCAUGCUGCACUAGAGUAGUAGACUCCUACUAAAUUAGACAAUGUUAGCCUGAACUAUUACUGUACAACACCUAUUUUGACUAGGCUUUAACUUUUCCGGACUAUUGUAGACUAGACUAAUACCGCAAUAGACUAACAUAUAAUCAGCAAUUACUAAACUACAUUAUGCUAGACCAGACUAUUACAAUACUAUGAUAGAGCAGAAUAUUUUAGACUGCUGUUGCUUUGAUACACUGGGGCCGGGAAAUUAUUCCAUUUAAUCUAUCAAUGUUUUUGGCGUCGUGAUCACAUGGAUUAAUUAAAAAAAAAAAACAAAUUAACUGUCCUCAUUAUUGCUGUACUAGACUCUGCCUGACAAGACUGUUCCUGUAUUAGAUUAGAUUAGUAUUGGGAUAGACUAUGUUGAAAAUUUUAUUCAACCUUUACUGUAUUAGACUUGACGAUUGUUGCAUUAGACUUGAAUAUUACUGUACUAGACCAUCUCAGGAUCGACAAUUCCUGUCCUAAACUAUGGUUGCAUUUGUUGUUGUGCAGGAGGGGAGUAGAGAUUUUCAGGUGAGAGGGGAGCGUGGGAGAUCUACAGGUCGAGCCCCUUGGAUCCCUCCCGGAAUCUCGUCUUGCAGACGAGAUCAGAGAAGCCGAGUGCCGUCAGAGAAUGCUCGGCGGGAAACUGAUGAGCAGGACGAUGACACCAUGACGCUGAGGAAGAACCUCAGCCUGCUGCUCAAAGAGCAAGAAAACAGCCAGCGUUCAAACAAUGGACUGGUCCCGCCCGCAAAGACGGAGGUCCUGCUGCGAGCUCUGGUGGAGGCAGAGGUGGAUGGCGUGGCGGUGGCCAACCAAUUGACCUCCUUCAAGGAAACCCUGGACAGUCUGGCUAAGGACAGGCACCCAUCCAAACGCCAAACGUCCGCACUCACACGGCAGCGGCAGCUUCUCAUAGAGAAGAUGGAGAUCUUUGACAACACCAACCACAGCCUCAGGGACCUCCUCAGAGACUGGAGUCAUCACCAGCAGAGCGAAGCAGAGAGACACUCUGAGGAGAACGAAGCAUUCAAGAGGAGGUUGGCCGACGUCGAGGCUGAGAAUAUAAGACUUGUGUCCAAACUGUGCAGCAAGGAGAAAGAAGCUUCCCAGCUCACAGAGUCAUUGGAGUUUGAAAAGGACCAUGCCAAGACCACGGAGGAGCUGUCCAGGAUCCUGGCAUCUACUCGGGACCAUUUGGAGUCUCAGCUCAGUCGAGUACAAGCUGAAAAAGCCACAAUGGCCGCUCAGCUGCAGCAUCUACAGCAGACCUACGAGCAGCGGCGGGAAAACGACGAUGAGGCAGCCCUGGCGAUGCUUACCCAGCAUGCCGAGCAGGCCGAGGAAGCGUCCAGGCAAAUGGGAGUCAAACUGCAGGAGAAGGAGUCCCAACUGGCGCAGGCAUUGUCCACGUGUAGCGAGCUGCGUCUGCGCAUCUCAAAGGAGGCCGCGGCCAGAAGUCAGUUGGAGGACAACAUCGCGGCCCUCAAAUUGCAAGUGAGCGAGUGGAACGCUCAGCAUCACGUGGCCGAUGAGCGAAAUCGCGGCGAGAGGGAGGAGCUCCGAGAUCAGAUCCAGCGUUUGAGUGCCCAGAACACCGCCAUGGUGCUUGACAAACAGUCCUUGCAGGCUCGGGUGACGUCCGGCGAGGAAAAGCUGCGAGUCGCUCAAGAGGAAACGCGGCAUCUCAGGGCGUCGUAUCAAAAACAGGAAGCUGUGUUGGAGAAAUACAAGCGAAGGGCUCAGCAGGCAGACCUGCAGUGUGAGGAGCAGCGCCUGAAGGUGGACGAGGUCCAGCUGGAGGCUCGGCAAGCCUUGGCGGCGCAGGAACGGGAGCAGGAGCAGCUGAGGAAGGAGCUGCUGCGCCUGCGCCAGCUGGAAACGCUUCCCGAGCGCCUGCGCAGGAGCGAGCAGCACCUGGCGCAGGCGCAGCAGGAGGCCGACGCUCACCAGAGGAGGAACCUGGAGCACAACGCCGCCCUUGCUGAAGUCAGACACAAGGUGGAACAACAAGGCACUCAGCUGGAGACGUUCCAGCGUCGGAACGUGCUGCUGCAGGAGGAGAACAACGUCCUCAUAGAGAAGCUACAUAACCUGGAAAGGAAGCUGGAGUCCAUGCGUGUGGAAAACAAGGAGAUGUGCGAGGCGCUGACCCUGAAGGAGGUCAGCGCGCAUAGCGUGGGGGAGCAGCUGGAGCAGAAAAGCCGCGAGAACGCCGUCCUGGCCCAGCAGCUGCAGCGAACCCUGGACGACGCCCAGCAGCAGGCCCGCCAAAGCAUGGAGAGAGUCCGAGACAAGGAGCGCCGCUCGCAGUCCAAAGCCCUCGACCUGCAGGAACAGCUGAGCCGGGCCGAGGCGCAGCUCAGUCAGCUGCACCGCAGCAAGGAGGAGAUGGAACGUCGCUUCCAGAACCAACUGAGGAACCUGAAGGAGCGUCUGGACCAGUCGGACCAGACCAACCGCAGCCUGCAGAACUACGUGCGCUUCCUCAAGACCUCUUACGGGAACGUCUUUGGCGAGACUUUCCUCCACAGCUGACGCCCAAACGCAACAGACUUUACCCUCGAGUUCUCCUUUCAUUUUGAGUGGGAGGGAGGGGGUACCACAAAUAAACGUGUCCACGUGCCACACGAUUUCAUUUUGGUGCGAUUUCCUUCCUCCCGUUUAUAGUUGAGACACAGUCAGCAAGGUGAUCGGUUCCCGUGUUUUGGGACGAUGGACGAGCUCAUUCCAAGAAAACCGCAGGACCAAUCCGAGGUGAGUUUGGACUUCUUCAGUUCAAUAUAAUAUUGAAUAUAAUAUCGCCCCCAAAUAGAUUUUAAUAAGAUAAAAGGCUUUGGGUUC
Molecule: messenger RNA, 2928 nt
Organism: Hippocampus comes (tiger tail seahorse)
Lineage: Eukaryota; Metazoa; Chordata; Actinopteri; Syngnathiformes; Syngnathidae
Gene: odf2a
Product: outer dense fiber of sperm tails 2a
Exons: 15
Coding region: 571-2622 (683 amino acids)
Biological process (GO): regulation of cilium assembly
Cellular component (GO): centrosome
Source: RefSeq, a predicted model, not a curated record